Messenger RNA from Sclerotinia sclerotiorum 1980 UF-70, 1491 nucleotides. RefSeq lists its product as hypothetical. Gene Ontology annotation, cellular component: cytoplasm; membrane; intracellular membrane-bounded organelle. The coding region runs from base 1 to 1491 and encodes 496 amino acids. Gene Ontology annotation, biological process: sphingosine biosynthetic process. NCBI's taxonomy places the organism in Eukaryota, Fungi, Ascomycota, Leotiomycetes, Helotiales, Sclerotiniaceae. The transcript is spliced from 2 exons. The record is from RefSeq and is a predicted model, not a curated record.
AUGGCAGAUUCUAUACCUUCAUCUAGCUCUGACGCUGCAUAUAGCUCCGACAACGAUACUGAGGUUACUGAGAGCAGUGCUACUACCUAUGCUUAUCUUGCCGACGAUCCCGUUCAUUUCUCUUAUCGGGAUGGUGAUCUCACAUGGACGGGAGCUGUAGGAAUCGAUGGCGGAGUAUCUGGUGGAAAAAUCAAAGGAGAGGAUGUGAUUUGUGUUACGGAGAAUGAGGGAUCAAAUGGUACCGCGGGUUAUACAAUCUUUAGUCUGCUACCGACGGAUGGAGGGGUCAAAAAACUCCCAUUCGAGUUGAAGACAACAUCUGCCACCAACCUCCCCUCAGAAUGUCUCGAAAGUUAUCUUAUUAGGAGUUUGCCAACAUAUCUUCGAUCAGCAGAAACCCAAAUAUAUGUUUUGAUCUCGACAUUAUCCGGGACUGGGUUGGCGCCGGACUUUUACGACGCUGUGUUACGUCAAAUACUCAACUCUAUCGGGUUAACGGAAACGAGCUAUACUUUGAUCAGGACAAAUGAUGCAGAUUCUGUAAAGGCAUUUGCAAGCUCGACAUUAUUGGAUGGUGCAAACAAGGGAAGAAAGCAAUCGAUAUUAAUGUUGAGUGGUGAUGGGGGCAUGGUGGAUACCAUAAAUGGACUGCUUGAGAGCGGGGAAAAGUCGAAUUCAUAUGUCAAACCAACACUAUCUCAACUUCCUCUUGGUACAGGAAAUGCCCUAUUCCAUUCUUUGCACCGACCCUCGCCAAUUCCUUCAAUAUAUAUACAAGGUCUAAGGACGCUUCUUCAUGGUACACCUUUACCGCUUCCAAUUUUCAGCGUAAACUUCUCUUUUGGGGCACGAACCAUAACCAACGAAGGUCAAACAGAGACACCUCUCAAAAAUAAUGUUGUCUAUGGAGCAGUCGUCGCCAGUUAUGGUCUCCAUGCUACUCUUGUUGCCGACAGUGACACAGUCGAAUAUCGAAAACACGGAGAUAAGAGAUUUCACCUGGUAGCUGGCGAUUUACUUUAUCCAAAAGAUGGAGCUCUACCACAUGCUUAUAAAGCUUCCGUCACGUUGACAAGAUCAGAUGGUACGGAAGAACUUAUACACAGAAAAGAGCACGGAUAUAUUCUCUCAGUGUUAGUUUCCAAGCUUGAGCGAACUUUCACAAUUUCUCCUGCUAGUCAACCCCUUGAUGGUCAAUUAAGGGUUGUACAUUUCGGAGCGGCAACUGGUAAGCAAACAAUGAAGGUUAUGGAAGAAGCUUAUAAAGAUGGUAAUCAUAUUGGAAUGCAAUGGGAUGAAGAUGGUCAAAAAGGAGAGGUUGGGUAUGAGAGUAUUGAAAAGUUAAGAAUAGAUUUUGAAGAAUCUGGAGAAGGUUUUAAAUGGAGGAGAUGUUGUGUAGAUGGCUUGAUUGUAGGUGUUGAAGAGGGUGGCUGGAUGGAAGUUGAAAGAUUAAAGGGUGAAGGGACGGUAGAUGUUGUGGUUGAUUUGUAA